CUACUUCACUCAUCCAAAGCCCUAUACCUCUCUCGCGUGCUCUCUUUCUUCUCCUCGGUCACCAUGAGUGCCAACUUGGGAACGGCGGCCGAGCCGAUCCUCCGUAGCAUGGCGGGAAGGAAGAUGGCGUCUCCGGUGACCAAUCGCGCGAGCCCGAUGGGGCGGCCUCUGCGGCUGCCGCCGGUGGCGAGGUCGAGGCUGAUAGAGAGACUGAGGAUUUCGUGCUCAGGUGUCGGAUCCGGGAGCCGGGGUCUCACGUACAAGGACGCCGGCGUCGACAUCGAUGCCGGGUCCGAGUUGGUUCGCAGGAUCGCAAAGCUGGCGCCCGGAAUCGGAGGGUUUGGUGGCCUCUUCCCUUUGGGUGACUCAUACCUUGUUGCCGGUACCGAUGGUGUUGGUACCAAGCUGAAGCUUGCAUUUGAAACUGGCAUCCAUGACACAAUCGGGAUUGAUCUGGUGGCUAUGAGCGUGAAUGACAUAGUUACCUCAGGAGCAAAACCAUUGUUCUUCCUAGAUUACUUUGCAACGAGUAAUCUUGAUGUUGAUCUUGCUGAAAAGGUGAUAAAGGGGAUUGUUGAUGGAUGCCAACAAUCUGAUUGUGUUCUCUUAGGUGGCGAGACAGCGGAGAUGCCCGAUUUUUAUGCCAAGGGAGAAUAUGACUUGAGUGGGUUUGCUGUUGGCAUUGUCAAAAGGGAUGAGGUCAUCAAUGGGAAGGACAUUGAGGCUGGAGAUGUCCUCAUUGGUCUUCCAUCCAGUGGUGUGCACUCUAAUGGCUUUUCCCUCGUGAGAAGGGUUUUGGCUCAAAGUGGCCUUUCUUUAAAUGAUCAGCUUCCAAAUAACAAUGGUAAACCCAUUAGAUUGGGUAAAGCUUUAAUGGCACCCACCAUCAUCUAUGUCAAGCAGGUGUUAGACAUUAUCAGCAAGGGGGGUGUAAAAGGAAUAGCUCACAUCACAGGUGGUGGUUUUACGGACAACAUUCCAAGAGUAUUUCCUUCAGGCCUUGGAGCUAAAAUUUUUACAGAUUCAUGGGAAAUUCCUGCUGUAUUUAAAUGGCUAAAAGAGGCGGGAGGAGUUGAGGAUGCUGAGAUGAGGCGAACAUUUAAUAUGGGCAUUGGGAUGGUUCUUGUUGUAAGAAGCGAUGCAACCGCCCGAAUACUAUCGGAAUGCCAGGGUUCAUCUGGAGCUUAUCGCAUUGGUGAGGUCAUAGUGGGCGAAGGGGUCGAGUAUGUAUGAGCAAGAAGAUACCUUGUCGCUUGUGGAUGUGAAUAAGGGUUCCAUUUUUGUGAUAGGAGGUCACAAAUGUGGUAGAAAAUUAACAUGAAUCCAUAAACGUAGGAUUUGACUCCAGGAGGCUGGCUAUAUAUGCAUUCUGGCAUAUAUAUAUUUUUUUGAUAAUUACUAUUAUUUUCCUAUGGAUUUCA
Molecule: messenger RNA, 1421 nt
Organism: Musa acuminata AAA Group (dessert banana)
Lineage: Eukaryota; Viridiplantae; Streptophyta; Magnoliopsida; Zingiberales; Musaceae
Product: phosphoribosylformylglycinamidine cyclo-ligase, chloroplastic/mitochondrial
Exons: 8
Coding region: 64-1233 (389 amino acids)
Biological process (GO): 'de novo' IMP biosynthetic process; adenine biosynthetic process
Cellular component (GO): cytosol
Molecular function (GO): phosphoribosylamine-glycine ligase activity; phosphoribosylformylglycinamidine cyclo-ligase activity
Source: RefSeq, a predicted model, not a curated record